Oryctolagus cuniculus (rabbit) is the source of this 3525-nucleotide messenger RNA. The record is from RefSeq and is a predicted model, not a curated record. NCBI's taxonomy places the organism in Eukaryota, Metazoa, Chordata, Mammalia, Lagomorpha, Leporidae.
AGACGACACCCCGGUGGCCACCGCCAAGAACAUGCCUGGGGACAGCGCGGACCUGUUUGGGGACGGCGCGGCGGAGGACAGCGGCGCGGCCAACGGGCGCCUGUGGCGCACGGUCAUCAUCGGGGAGCAGGAGCACCGCAUCGACCUGCACAUGAUCCGGCCGUACAUGAAGGUGGUCACGCACGGAGGCUACUACGGCGAGGGCCUCAACGCCAUCAUCGUGUUCGCCGCCUGCUUCCUCCCCGACAGCAGCUGCGCGGACUACCACUACGUCAUGGAGAACCUCUUCCUCUACGUCAUCAGCAGCCUGGAGCUCCUGGUGGCCGAGGACUACAUGAUCGUGUACCUGAACGGCGCCACGCCGCGCCGCAGGAUGCCGGGCCUCGGCUGGCUCAAGAAGUGCUACCAGAUGAUCGACAGGAGGUUACGGAAGAACCUGAAGUCGCUGAUCAUUGUGCACCCGUCCUGGUUCAUCCGCACGGUGCUGGCCGUCUCCCGCCCCUUCAUCAGCGUCAAGUUCAUCAACAAGAUCCAGUACGUGCACAGCCUGGAAGACCUGGAGCGGCUCAUUCCCUUGCAGCACGUGCAGAUCCCGGACUGCGUGCUCCAGUACGAGGAGGAGCGGCUGAGGGCGCGGAGAGAGAGCGCCAGGCCCCAGCCUGAGUUUGUCCUGCCCAGAUCCGAAGAGAAGCCGGAGGCAGAGCUGGCGGAGGACAGGUCCGCUGCGGCCACGGACGACCAGGAAACCAGCCUGUCCUGAGGUGGCGAACGUCUGGGGAAGAACGCGAGAGUCCAGAAGCCGAGAAACCUCCGUCCGACCCCAGCCCGGCUGUCCCCCCGCCUCGCCUCGCCUCGCCUCGCCCCGAGUCCCGGUCUCCCCGCGCCGGCCCCGCGCCGGCCCCGCAGCCCGCGUCCUCUGCUCUUGGAAGCUCCUGACCGAAGCAGUAUCCGCGCCUUCCGGAAAACCAGCCCGGCUCUCGGCUCCACCCUCCACCGCCCGCAGCUCCGCCCCCGCAGAGCGCGCGCCUCCUCCCGCCCACCCAGCAGAGCGCGCGCCACCUCCCGCCCACCCAGAGGAGCGCGCGCCUCCUCCCGCCCACCCAGCGGAGCACCCACCUCCUCCCGCCCACCCAGCGGAGCGCGCGCCUCCUCCCGCCCACCCAGCGGAGCGCGCGCCUCCUCCCGCCCACCCAGCAGAGCGCGCGCCUCCUCCCGCCCACCCAGAGGAGCGCGCGCCACCUCCCGCUGACCCGGCAGAGCGCGCGCCACCUCCUCCCCACCCAGCAGAGCGCGCGCCACCUCCCGCCCACCCAGCGGAGCGCGCGCCACCUCCCGCCCACCCAGAGGAGCGCGCGCCUCCUCCCGCCCACCCAGAGGAGUGCGCGCCUCCUCCCGCCCACCCAGAGGAGCGCGCGCCACCUCCCGCUGACCCGGCAGAGCGCGCGCCACCUCCUCCCCACCCAGCAGAGCGCGCGCCACCUCCCGCCCACCCAGCGGAGCGCGCGCCACCUCCCGCCCACCCAGAGGAGCGCGCGCCUCCUCCCGCCCACCCAGAGGAGUGCGCGCCUCCUCCCGCCCACCCAGAGGAGCGCGCGCCACCUCCUGCUGACCCGGCAGAGCGCGCGCCACCUCCUCCCCACCCAGCAGAGCGCGCGCCACCUCCCGCCCACCCAGAGGAGCGCGCGCCACCUCCCGCCCACCCAGAGGAGCGCGCGCCUCCUCCCGCCCACCCAGAGGAGCGCGCGCCUCCUCCUCCCCACCCAGCGAGCCCUUGCUGGCCGGCGCGCGGCUCAGGCUCCUGACCCUCUCUCGCCUGGCCCCGUCCCGAGGGGGAGCCGCAGACGCCAGCCAGCGCCGUGGCUCGGUCUGGAUUUGUUACUGUGCCUUUUCCUUCCAGACGCCAACCCCGGGGCGCCCUCACCCCCUCCCCGCCUGCAGCCCACAGCCCGGGUGGGCGCUCAGCCCCUGCGACCCCCAACUCCCCUGGCGGCUGUAGAACCACGCCCUCCCCUCAGUCUAGAACAUUCUUAAGCCCCUUGACCUUGGAUGCCUCCCCAGGGGGAAUUCCCGGCCAGCACCUCCUUCCGCCUCCUAUGAGCUGGGCCCAUGGCCCCGGCCAGCUCCUGAUGAGAGCUGGUCAUCUGGAGACAGGAGGACACGGGGCAGUGGACACUCUUGGCACUCGGGAAAAUUGGUGAUCGCCGUGGCCACCUGUGUCCCAGGCCCGGCCCACGAGGCCAGUCUCCCGUGGGAGAAAGACAGACGUUCCCCACGUGGUCUGAGCCCUGUUGAAGCUGUGAGCUGGCGGACCUGGAGCCCUGGGGGAGCAGCCGGUCGGUGCCCGCCGGCAGUGCCCAGCCCCGGUCCCACCAAGCUGAACCGGCAUGUUUUCUGGGCCCUCCUUCCGCCUCUGACGCUAGUUCUUAGCAGAGCCCGGAGAGGGUGGGCCAGUAGCCCUAGGUGCCUGCGAUGGUGGGGGGAAGGCUUGCAGAGGGAGCCGGGGUGCCCAGCGCCGAGUCAGGCUAGCGGGCCGGCGCCAAAUGCCAGCAGCCACAGCCGGAGCCCUGCAGUGCCCACCAUGGGGGUGGGGCCAGGCUGGGCCGAGGACACUUCUGCCUUCCACGUCGUCCAGGAGAGGCUGGGACACGUAGGGGCCUGAUGGGUUGUUGGGUGGGGGGGUCUUCAAUUUGUGUUUGCUGAGGAUGAGGGCAGGGGUCGUGUCCAGGGCUGGAUGUGUCCGCUGGGGCCUGAGGCAGCAGGAGGUGGCCACAAGACUCCCAGGGCUGUCCCCGAGGCCCCGUCCCCUGGGAGCGCCCUGCCCCCACUCUGCUCCCUAAGUGGACGUGCCCGGAGCUGCAGCUGUGGUGGCCCGGCCCGUCUGGGGUCCCCACGCAGCCCGGAAGACUCCGAGGGGCUGUCCCACCCCCACCUCCAGCGGAGGAGUGUCCACCCAAGCCAGCCCGUGGGACAGAAGCGGCCACGUGUGCCCCCCAACUGUGACAGCGGCCAUCGGGUCUCCCUGGCGCGUGGGGAACCAGCAGGCAGGCCAUCCAGUGCCUACGCCGACACCGCGGCGACCCAAAGUCUCCUCGUCGCCCACAAGAGCUGCCACGGGCACCCCCGUGUGACGCCCCUUCCAGGUCACCAGCAGCCACGGGGAAGAUGGAGGCCCCGGGGCCAGCCGCUGCCACAGAGGGGAGAAGCCCGCGCAGGUCAGCCCACGCAGGGCCGGCCGCCACGUGCGCUGCCCAAGGCCUGGGUUCCUGACCAGUCUGGGCCCAAAUGCAACGGACCCGGAGCCCGGUCACUGUCCGGCGGGGCUGCAGCCUCCGGCUGUCAACAGGGACUCGUUCCCCAACACCCCCUCCCCCGCCGCCGCGGGGACUCCUGGCCCCCACGCCCCUCCGCCCGACGACAAGGACGAAGACGGGGCCGAGUUCUGCGGAGCUGGGUCCUGGGGAGACCUGCGCCCGUGAGCUGGGGAGGGGUUGACAUGGACACAGUAAAGCACGCGCCGGUACCGUC